Messenger RNA from Elephantulus edwardii (Cape elephant shrew), 1512 nucleotides. RefSeq names its product phospholipid transfer protein (gene PLTP). Gene Ontology annotation, biological process: ceramide transport; high-density lipoprotein particle remodeling; phospholipid transport. The record is from RefSeq and is a predicted model, not a curated record. Lineage: Eukaryota; Metazoa; Chordata; Mammalia; Macroscelidea; Macroscelididae. The transcript has 15 exons. Gene Ontology annotation, molecular function: phosphatidylcholine binding; phosphatidylcholine intramembrane carrier activity; diacylglycerol binding. Bases 19 to 1512 code for a protein of 497 amino acids.
GCCCCAGGCCUGCUCGCCAUGGCCCUUUUCGGGGCCCUCUUCCUAGCGCUGCUGGCAGGCGCACACGCGGAGCUCCCGGGCUGCAAGAUCCGAGUCACCUCCAAGGCGCUGGAGCUGGUGAAGCAGGAGGGGCUGCGCUUCCUGGAGCACGAGCUGGAGACCAUGAUGAUUCCAGACCUUCGGGGCCGCGAGGGACAGUUCUAUUACAACAUCUCCGAGGUGAAGGUCACAGAGCUGCAGGUGACUUCCUCUGAGCUCCAUUUCUACCCGGAGCAGCAACUGGUCCUCCAGAUCACAAACGCCUCCCUAGGGAUGCGCUUCCGGAGACAGCUGCUCUACUGGUUCUUCUAUGAUGGGGGCUACAUUAACGCCUCGGCCGAGGGCGUGUCCAUCUACACUGCCCUGCAGCUCUCCCGGGACCCUUCUGGUCAGAUCAAGUUGUCCAACAUCUCCUGCCAGGCCUCUAUCUCCAAAAUGCACGCGGCCUUCGGAGGAACCUUCAAGAAAGUGUAUGACUUCCUCUCCUCCUUCAUCACCUCAGGGAUGCGCUUCCUCCUCAACCAGCAGAUCUGCCCGGUGCUCCACCAUGCAGGGUUGGUGCUGCUCAACUCCCUCCUGGGCACCGUGCCUGUGCGCAGCCCUGUGGAUGAGCUCAUUGGCAUUGACUACUCCCUCUUGAAGGAUCCUGUGGCCUCUGCCAGCAAUCUGGACAUGGAAUUCCGGGGGGCCUUCUUCCCUUUGGCCGACAGGAACUGGACCAUGCCCAACAGGGCAGUGGAACCCCAGCUGCAGGAGGAGGAGCGGAUGGUGUAUGUGGCCUUCUCCGAGUUUUUCUUUGACACAGCCAUGGAGAGCUACUUCCGGGCGGGGACACUGCGGCUGUCACUGGAGGGGGACAAGGUGCCCCACGAUCUGGACAUGCUGCUGCGGGCCUCCUAUAUUGGGAGCAUCGUCCUUCUGAACCCAGCAGUCAUCGAUUCUCCGCUGAAGCUGGAGCUGCGCGUCACGGCGCCUCCACGCUGCACCAUCAAACCCUCGGGCACCACCAUCUCUGUCACUGCCAGUCUCACCAUCGCCCUGGUUCCACCUGACCAGCCCGAAGUCCUGAUGACCAGCAUGAUCAUGGAUGUGCGGCUCAGCGCCAAGAUGGCACUCCGGGGGAAGGCGCUGUGCACGAAGCUGGACCUGAGCAAGUUUCGAAUCUACUCGAACCAGUCUGCAUUUGAAUCAUUGGCACUGAUUCCUUUGCAAGUCCCCCUGAAGGCUAUGCUGAACAUGGGGGUGAUGCGAAUGCUCAAUGAGCGGACCUGGGACCAUGGGGUGCAGAUCCCGCUGCCUGAGGGCAUCGACUUUGUUCAAGAGGAGGUGAAGAACCAUGCGGGCUUCCUCACCAUCGGGGCUGAUCUCCACUUUGCCAAGGGACUGCGUGAGGUGAUUGAAAAAUAUCGGCCUGUCAACGACAGGGACCCCCAAACAUCCAGUGCCCCUCCACCCUCCACAGCAGCAGACUGA